Xyrauchen texanus (razorback sucker) is the source of this 4200-nucleotide messenger RNA. Its product is annotated as netrin-1-like. The coding region runs from base 319 to 2124 and encodes 601 amino acids. The record is from RefSeq and is a predicted model, not a curated record. The transcript is spliced from 7 exons. Gene Ontology annotation, molecular function: protein binding. NCBI's taxonomy places the organism in Eukaryota, Metazoa, Chordata, Actinopteri, Cypriniformes, Catostomidae.
AGGGCUGAGCUGCGACACUUAGACACAGGGAGGCAGAGGUGUGAAUGAGUUAGGCACAGAACGAAAGGGACACUUGGAGAGUAAUUUCAGUCUUUUCUUUGUUUUGUUUGUUUCAUGUCGGUUGUGUUCAGACCGAAAGAAAGUUGGAAAUAGAUUACAACAUAUCCGGGCGAGAGAGAGAGAGAGAGAGAGAGAGAGAGAGAGAGAGAGAGAGAGAGAGAGAGAGAGAGUGAGAGAGAGAGAGAGAGCACCCUGUAAUUUCUUUGUAAAGACGGGUGAAGCAGUUUCUCUGAGGGACGCUGAAGAGCGCCGGUUGCAAUGAUACGGAUUUGGGUAACUUGGCUUUCCAUGGUGUCCAUCACCGGGAUGGUGGACGGUGCCCGUGGUGGAUACGGGAUGAGUAUGUUUGCGGCUCAGUCCUCCCCUCCGGACCCGUGUUACGACGAGAACGGCAACCCGAGACGCUGCAUCCCCGACUUCGUGAACUCCGCGUUCGGAAAGGACGUGCGCGUCUCCAGCACCUGCGGCAGUCCUGCGUCCCGGUACUGCGUGGUGACCGAGAAGGGAGAGGAAAGAUCCAGAGAUUGCAACAUCUGCGACGCGUCGGACCCCAAGAAGUCGCAUCCACCCGCGUAUCUGACAGACCUCAACAACCCGCACAACCUCACUUGUUGGCAGUCGGAAAACUACGUGCAAUAUCCGCAAAACGUGACCCUGACGCUGUCCCUUGGCAAAAAAUUCGAGGUGACCUACGUGAGUCUCCAGUUCUGCUCGCCUCGCCCUGAAUCCAUGGGCAUUUUCAAGUCAAUGGAUUAUGGCAAAACCUGGGUGCCCUUCCAGUUCUACUCAACCCAGUGUAAGAAAAUGUACAACAAGCCAAGCAAGGCGGCGAUCACCAAGCAGAACGAGCAGGAAGCGAUUUGCACGGAUUCCCACACAGACAUGCAGCCUUUGACAGGUGGCCUCAUUGCUUUCAGCACCCUGGAUGGCAGACCCUCGGCGCACGACUUUGACAACUCCCCCGUGCUCCAGGACUGGGUCACGGCCACCGAUAUCAAAGUGACCUUCAACCGGCUCCACACGUUCGGGGAUGAGAAUGAAGAUGACUCGGAGCUGGCCAGGGACUCGUAUUUUUACGCGGUGUCGGACCUGCAGGUCGGUGGUCGGUGUAAGUGUAACGGACACGCGUCGAAGUGCGUCAGAGAUCGGGAAGGAAACCUAGUGUGCGAGUGCAAGCACAACACGGCGGGACCGGAGUGUGACAGGUGUAAACCGUUCCACUAUGACCGGCCGUGGCAACGCGCAACAGCCAGAGAGGCGAACGAAUGCGUCGCCUGUCACUGUAAUCUACAUGCUCGUCGCUGCCGCUUCAACAUGGAGUUGUACAAACUAUCUGGCCGCAGGAGUGGAGGGGUCUGUCUCAACUGCAGACACAACACAGCCGGACGGCACUGCCACUACUGUAAAGAGGGUUAUUACAGAGACAUGACCAAAGCCAUCUCCCACAGGCGUGCCUGCAAAGCAUGUGAUUGCCAUCCAGUUGGCGCAGCUGGUAAGACUUGUAACCAGACGACUGGACAGUGCCCAUGCAAGGAUGGUGUGACUGGUAUCACAUGCAACCGCUGUGCUAAAGGCUACCAGCAAAGCCGUUCACCAAUCGCACCCUGUAUCAAAAUCCCUGUUGCAGCACCUACGGCCACUUAUAGCAGUUCAGAAGAGCCAGCAGAUUGUGACUCCCACUGUAAGGCCUCCAAGGGCAAGAUGAAGGUCACCAUGAAAAAAUACUGCAAAAAAGAUUUUGUUGUCCAGGUUCACGUACUAAAAGGAGACAAGGCGGGCGAAUGGUGGAAAUUCACCAUCAACAUCAUAUCCGUCUAUAAGCAGGGCGGACACCGCAUUCGCAGAGGAGACCAGCUCCUGUGGGUUCGUGCUAAAGACGUGGCGUGCAAGUGUCUGAAAAUCAAACCCGGCAGGAAGUACCUGCUCAUGGGCUCCGAUGACGACGACUCCCGCGGGCAGAGCGGCGUAGUGGCGGACAAGAGCAGCCUGCUCAUCCCUUGGAAAGACCUGUGGUCCCGUCGGCUUAGAAAGUUCCAGCAACGUGACAAGAGGGGCAAAUGCUAGAGGGGAAACAUUGAAGAACAGAAGGGAAGACAAAAUAAUGCACCUACGUGUUGGAGCAGAUGGUUGUUGUUGUUGAUAACAUUGAUCAGAACUGUGGUGAAGGACAACCGGUUUUGCAGUUUUGCCUUCAGUUGUUAGUCUUUUUUUUUUCCCCCAUCAAGAUUUUAUUUUUUCAUAUCUACAAUUUUGCAGAAUUUGCACCUACUAUUAAGUAUACAUAUAUGUAAAGUCUUGUUUGUGUGAUCCUUUCUGGUGUCUCUUUAUGAUUUCUGUCUUUUUUCACAAAGGAUGAAAGAGAAACAAGCUACUGAGUCACUAUCUCUAUGUGUAAAUGUUCCUUUAGAAGUAGUGUGUCGGCUUUUAGGAUGGUCAAGUGAAUAUUUCAAAGCUCAAAGUACUUACACUACCAGUCAAAAGUCUGGAUAUACCACUUGACUGAAAUGUAUCUCAUAAAAGGCUUUUGCUUGAGUGCAUGAAAUGAUUUUGCAGGCGUAUGUAACUUCUUCACAAAAAAUGUAUCUGAAUGACUCCUUUAGUUAUAUAUAAUAUAAGUUGUAUAAGAUAGCAUUCUCUUGGGCACCACGUAAUUCUCAUACUUCCAAUUAUAUUAUUUCAUAUAGUUUUAAUGACUUUACUAUUCUAAAAUGUGGAAAAUAGUAAUAACAAAGAAUAUGUGUGUCAACUUUUGACUGGUAGUGUAUAUUAUUUAUAGUUUCAUGGUGGUAUUUGCAAGGCAUGACUAUGAUAGAACCGUAAAAAAGAGAGCGUUUAGUCUAUCUGCGGUUUUAAGCCAAUGCACGCCAAAAUAAGGUAAUACGGUCUAACCAACAUGUCUUUUACAUUCUUUUCUCUCAGAUAGAAAAUCUGUUGACAAUACCUCACUGAAGAAGUAUUUUGAUUGGUUCAAAAUGGCAUGGCAUCAUAAUGACAUGACAUCAUAAUGUUUAUUUGGAGCCAAAAGCUUAGCUGCUACUUUUGGCCCUUGAUACUAACUGUGGCGAAGCGGUCUUUGAAGUGUGAAGUCUACCUUCUUUUCCAAAACUAGCUAUAGUAUGAGUUUAGUUAUACAAAUAGAGUAUUUUUUAACCACUUCAUGAUCAUUUUUGAUUGUAUUUUCAUUAUGAACCCUCAUUAUUGUGAAAAAUGUACAGUAUAAAUCUGAGAUUUCGCAGAUAUUUAGAAUGUAACAGCCCAAAUCCCCCAAGAUUAGAUGUCUUGUUGUCUAUAAACUUGAAGAAUGUUUUAGAUAAGCUUAAUGUCCUUUCAUUGUCCAUUUAAAUGUCCUUAGAGUUCUGAAAUCAAGACAACUAAAACUUGUGGUCAUACUUUAAAGUUCUAGAUACUUCAUAUGAGACAUACUAUACGUUCAGUGUUAAAGUUUAGUGAUGAUAACAAAUCAAUUUAUUAUAGCCUGAUUUGAAUACACUUCCAAUAUUUUCUUUGGAUGGUUUUCGCAGCUAUAUUUACCAAUGUACCCAAAAUGCAAGGUUACAUCCUUCCAAAAUAAAUGAGUUAAAUAUGGCUCUCAUUAUCAAGCGAAACAAGCAAUUUUCUGUGUUAUCACUCAUGUGGUACCUUUGUGUUCUGGUACUGGGUGUGGUAAGCUCUACUGUUAUUUGUAUAGUUGUAUAGUUUUGGAUGUUUUUUGUACAAUAUGUAGUAAUUAUAUUCACAUUCAAUUAACCAUUUUUAUGCCAUGAACUUGAUAUUCUGAAAAGAAAAAUAAAGAUUUUUAGAUAUUUCUUUUUUUUUUUUUUUUACAUGAGCACACAGGCACACACAAAUUAACAUUCUUUUACUGUCAAGCUAUGAAAUUCUGACAUUGAAUAAGUCAAUGACUGCAGUUUCUGUAAACUCACACGUGGUCUAGUCUUUGGAGACAUCCUGACCUCUCAAGUACACUUUGACCAGUUUUUCAGACAUUUUGGAAAACUACUCUUUUGUAUAUGAUGUUUUACUGUAUACUUUGCAAAAGCUGUGUAUUGUCAAGUAAUGCAUACUAAUAUAUUAUGAUUCUCAUAAAUGAACAUAUUUAAUGAUACAUCAACUCACAUGGCUGUGUGUUUAUUUUUGGCA